Chlorocebus sabaeus (green monkey) is the source of this 2027-nucleotide messenger RNA. Lineage: Eukaryota; Metazoa; Chordata; Mammalia; Primates; Cercopithecidae. The record is from RefSeq and is a predicted model, not a curated record.
AUGGGUUUGAAUCCAUCUGGAAUUUGUAUUCUUGAUCUGAUGAAAACAGUGCUGGAAAUAGCAGGCACCCAGACAGCUGCACCAGUGCCCACAGGAAGCAGCAACUGCUGGCCCUGUGGCUCCCUCUAUGGGUUUAUUACUGCUGCCCUACACAGGAGGUUUAAUGUGAUUAUUUCUCCUGUCCUCUCUUAUAGGAUACUCACUUUGUUUCCAAAUGCCAUAGCUCGAAAAUUACUGCUGAUGUUGAUAUUUAUCUUAAUUUUCUGGGUCAUUUACUUGGCUUCAAAAGACCACACAAAGUUCUUGUUCAGCUUGGAAAACCAUAUUACCCUGAACCAAGGGAACCUCUUCAAAAAAUCUUCACACUCUGAAGCACCACUGUGUCCAGCAGUUUCACCAAAAGAGACUGAACUUAGAAUAAAGGACAUUAUGGAGAAACUAGACCAGCAGAUCCCACCCAGACCAUUCACCCAUGUGAAUACCACCACCAGUGCCACACACAGCACAGCCACCAUCCUUAACCCUCAAGAUACGUACUGCAGGGGGGAUCAGCUGGACAUCCUUCUGGAAGUGAGGGACCACUUGGGAUGCAGGAAGCAAUAUGGUGGGGAUUUCCUGAGGGCCAGGAUGUCCUCCCCAGGCCUAAUGGCAGGUGCUUCAGGAAAGGUGACUGACUUCAACAACGGCACCUACCUGGUCAGCUUCACUUUGUUCUGGGAGGGCCAGGUCUCCCUGUCUCUGCUGCUCAUCCACCCCAGUGAAGGGGUGUCAGCUCUCUGGAGGGCAAGGAACCAAGGAUGUGAUAAGAUCAUCUUCAUCGGCCUGUUUGCCAACAGAACCUCCAAUGUCUUCACUGAAUGUGGCCUGACCCUAAACACAAAUGCUGAACUGUGCCAGUACAUGGAUGACAGAGACCAUGAAGCCUUCUAUUGUGUGAGGCCUCAACAUAUGCCCUGUGAGGCCUUGACCCACAUGACCACUAGGACAAGAAAUAUUUCCUAUCUUAGCAAGGAAGAAUGGAGCCUUUUCCACAGGUCCAACAUAGGAGUUGAAAUGAUGAAGAACUUUACCCCCGUUGAGGUCGUACCAUGUAACAAGAGUGAGAACAUAAAAAAGAACUGCCAGAUUGGAAUGAAGACUCUUUUCCCCAGUGGUUAUACUUUGAAAAAAAUGUGGAUUACAGCAUUUUGUAAACAGAUCAAGUUCAAUGAAACAAAAAAUAUAAGUGACUGCUUGGAAAGAAAACUUAUUUAUCUCAUGGGAGAUUCAACACUGCGUCAGUGGAUUUACCACUUACAAAAAACUGUGAAAACCCUAAAAUAUUUUGAUCAUCAUGGAGCUGGGAUCUUUAAAACACACGUUCUUCUGGAUAUUGAAAGACAUAUUUUGAUUCAGUGGAAAAAACAUGGUCAUCCAUUUGUUACCAAAAAGUUAUUCUCAGUGAAAGAUGAAAACUAUAUCCCACGGGAAAUUGACCAGGUAACAGGAGACAAAAACACAGCCAUUGUCAUUACCCUCGGCCAACACUUCAGACCUUUUCCCAUUAACAUUUUCAUCCGUAGGGCCAUCAAUAUUCAAAAGGCCAUUGAACGUCUAUUCUUGCGAAGCCCAGAGACCAAGGUGAUACUUAAAACCGAAAACACCAGAGAGAUACAUCAAAAUGCAGAGAUGUUUAGUGACUUUCAUGGCUAUAUUCAGAAUCUUAUCAUAAGAGAUAUUUUUGUAGAUCUUAAUGUGGGUAUUAUUGAUGCCUGGGACAUGACAAUUGCAUAUUGCACCAACAAUGCCCAUCCACCGGAUUAUGUGAUUCAAAAUCAGAUUGACACGUUCUUAAACUACAUUUGUUAGAGGAAAAAUACAAAAAUAGCACUAGCCACUUUCUAUAGAUGAUCUUGCACAUACAGUGAGGAUAGUUUAAUGCAAUCCAAGUUUUGAGGAAACUAAAUUUGAAAAAGUUUUAUUAUAGUUAAAUAUAUGUAACAUAACAUUUACCAUUUAAGCCAUUUUAUUAUUUUAUUUUAUUUUUG